GUUUUGUUUCUUCAGAUGAAGAAGAUUUUCUUUCUUAUUCUGCAAACUGUUCUUCAGUUAGCGGACAGCACUUCGCUGAGGGUCAUCCAGCCUAAUGUUGCAGUGGUGGACUCGGACAUGCAGGAGUUGUCCAGCUUUACGGUGCCACUGCAUUGCGGAGAGCAAUAUGAAGGAGAGCAGAUUCACUGGGAGAAGAACGGGAAAAGCAUUUUGGAAACAGGAAACCGCAUCAAUGUUACGAUAAAUGGACUGCUUGGAGGAAACUUCACGUGUCACAGACCAAACAGAGACUUCCUGAAUUACACAAUACUCCUGGUGCAUCCAGUCAAGUUUCAUAAAGCUCUACUUCUUAAACAAUCCAGCAGCAAAGAAUUCGUGUCUUGCUCGGCCAGAAACUAUAAUGGACAAUUUCAUUGCUCCUGGAAAUGGCAUCAUGAACGAACCCACAAAGCCGUGGUAUAUUUCGCUGCCAUCAGAAACUCAACUGACCUCAACUGCACCCUGGACUCUAAUAUCUCGGAACUGACCUGCAUCGAUAAGGAUUAUUGUCCGUAUUCGGAAGAGUCUUUGAGCAUCAACCUCACACUGCUCGUCAGAAACAUGUUCAGGCUGGAGGAACAUCACAGGACUUUCUUCAUCCGAGACAUUGUCAAGCCAGAUAAAGUGGGCAUCACCAAGAUCCAGGACAAUGAGUUUGAGUGGCGCCCCCCACAGACCUGGAGUUUCCCCUGCAGUUUCUUUCCUCUUUCCUACGAGAUCAAAGUAGUUCCAAGAAGUCAUGAUUGCGACUACACAGGGAAUCGUGUUGAACAAAAUGAAACCAACAAGACACAUUACAAGGUGAAUAGCAAAAAGCCGUAUACUUUCUGCAUUCGAGCUCAGGACCCACUAACGAAAGCAGUUUGGAGUGACUGGAGUCAUCAUCAUCAGAAAAAACACCAUCACAUUCUGAAAAAAUAAAAAGUGAGUUCAUUUGUUCUUAUUAAUUAUAAUUAUGUUUUUUUUAUUUUUAAUUAUGCAGUUCGUAUCAAUACUACUGUUAAUCUGAAUAAUAUUUCUCUUUUUUUUUUUGUUAAUUCAGGUAUCAAAGGAACACUGCACUCUGCUAGAUAAUCAGCCUUCAAUUGCUGAAAGAUGUUCAUAUUUAUUUAUUUAUAUGUGAUGAGUUUUGAGCUCCAAGUGUUUUCAUGCAUUUACUUUCCAGAUCAUUAAAAAUAUUGAAUGUU
Danio rerio (zebrafish) is the source of this 1226-nucleotide messenger RNA. The record is from RefSeq and is a predicted model, not a curated record. NCBI's taxonomy places the organism in Eukaryota, Metazoa, Chordata, Actinopteri, Cypriniformes, Danionidae.